GCACAAAGGGUAGGACUGAUUCCAAGGGGCUUGGCUUCAGCUCGUGCGCUGCGCCCCUUACCCGAGUAUGUGCCCUUAACUUCAGAAUGAAGUCCGGAGAAAGUCCAGUGAAGUCCGAAGGACUUCCGGAGAAGCGUGGGAAACUUCGGAAGGACUUUCCGGACGAGUGCGAGAAACUUCCGGAUGAGUGCGGGAAAGUUCCGGAGGAACUUCCGGAAAUUACGAUGGAGUUUCGUCCUGACAGGGAUAUGUAUAAUGGCUACUCAGGACGAGUCCUGAGUAGAAGGAAACAGAGGAACGGCUGCAAGGACAAAGUCCGAAGCAGGAUAGGUCCGGAGGACCGCGGGAAAGUUCCGGAGGAACUUCCGGAAACUCGGAGGAAUGGAGGAUCGGAUGAGUGGAUGAGCGGAUGAGCGGAGGAUCGGA
Messenger RNA from Suillus plorans, 426 nucleotides. RefSeq lists its product as uncharacterized. The record is from RefSeq and is a predicted model, not a curated record. Lineage: Eukaryota; Fungi; Basidiomycota; Agaricomycetes; Boletales; Suillaceae. The coding region runs from base 87 to 413 and encodes 108 amino acids. The transcript has a single exon.